Messenger RNA from Ictalurus furcatus (blue catfish), 1717 nucleotides. RefSeq lists its product as uncharacterized. Lineage: Eukaryota; Metazoa; Chordata; Actinopteri; Siluriformes; Ictaluridae. Gene Ontology annotation, biological process: regulation of DNA-templated transcription; circadian rhythm. Gene Ontology annotation, molecular function: DNA binding; DNA-binding transcription factor activity. The coding region runs from base 914 to 1702 and encodes 262 amino acids. Gene Ontology annotation, cellular component: nucleus. The transcript is spliced from 2 exons. The record is from RefSeq and is a predicted model, not a curated record.
UGUAACGGUGCACUGUUCUUUUUUUUUUUUUAGCUGCACUGUGUAAGUUUGAAAGUGGUCAUACAAAUCAAGCAACUGUACAUCAUUUGGGAAUUUGGGCAAAAUUAGCAUUUUUUAACAUGGUGCAUAUUACAGUACAAUUACAAAUUCACCAAGCUGAUGAGAAAAGAAGGAAGAUGAAACAUGGCACAAAUGUUUACAAAUCUUUCCACGUCACUUAUAAACCUAAUCAUGAAUCAAGAAAAAUGUUAAAUCCGCUUAAAUUCUCCUGCAGAAAGGCAAAGGUUCUAACUUUAUUUCCAUGUACCAUUAUAGAAGCUUUGUAUUUAAUGAUGAAAGAUGUUUAUUAGUAGACAUGAUGAGUACCCUGACACCUUUGCCCUCCUUUUGUGGGUUUUAUCUUACUCAUACACACACUCUCUCUCACACACACACACAAACACACACACACACACACACACACACACACACACACACACACAUAAAAUGUGAAAGACAUUUGAGCUGAUUGUACAGGAGAAGUUGCGUGAUGGUAGGGCUUGUGGGUAACAUUAAUAUCACGUAAGAGACGGACAGACAGAUACAUAGAACUCAUAGCAAUAACACCAAAGAAGCCACAUGCUAGUAAGCACAUCAUCCGAUUAACACUUUCUGUCAGGCGCAACACACAGUUCACAUUCUGUUAAGAGCGGGUGCAGGGCCAGCGCCAACUGGCAUUAGUUAGCUGAAGAACAUUCAACUUAAUGUCGAUGUUUGUAACUCAACAAGGUUUUGUACACAAAAGGAUUGCAUACUGAGAGGUUGACUGAGGAUCUGAGCACAGGCUUACUCCAAGUGCCACUUACAAAUGUACUGACAUAAAGCACGCACUUCUGAAGCAGAGGAGUUCUUCAAUCUGCCAUUGUUGGAAAGUAUGCAGUCUGCAUUCUCAUGUCCGAGGAGGGAUGAUGAGAUAGAGGCUGAGGAGCCAUCUCAUAGAGGUCUAGGCUUGCGUCGCAAAAGAGAAUUUACACCGGAUGAGAAAAAGGAUGCCUCUUACUGGGAAAAACGUCGCAAGAACAAUGAGGCAGCCAAGCGUUCACGAGAGAAGCGCAGAGCAAAUGACUUCAUGCUGGAGACACGGUUAGUGGCACUGAGUGAGGAAAAUGCAGCUCUACGAGCUGAGCUACUGGCUUUGAACCUCCGAUAUGGCCUGCUCAGCUCUAACUGUCCUUACACAUCGCAUCAGAGGAGCGUCCUUCAGAUGCAUUCAUACUUUGCUCAAACAUCAAACACCUACCCAGACCGAGAGCUUUGGGAAAGGUACAAAAUGAGUCAGGAGCCUUCUCAAUGGCCUGGAUACCAGCAAGCAACUGAGGCCAUAGCAGCGCAUUAUGGCUCAAACAUUGUUGCCACACACUCCUUCCCCAUUAACAGGGCCUAUUCUUACCUUCCAGAUGUCCCUAGUUUUGUUCCCUCUACAAGCAAACCCAUGGUCUUAGCUCCUGUAUUCCCACCACUACCUGCCUCGUUCCCAGAAAUUCCAGUGUUAAAUCCAGUCGGUCAGAGAACAACUCUACACAAGGAGGCUGAGCAGCAGCCACCAGCCAACGGCAAUGCUGUGCUGCCUCACAAGCUGAGGCUAAAGAAUCCAAGAUUAGCAAAGAAAAAAGAAGAUAGAAUCUCAGCUACAUCCCCACACUCAAUAUAUGUAUCCAGCUAAAGAAAGAUGCUUGAU